Messenger RNA from Nylanderia fulva, 1256 nucleotides. RefSeq names its product ras-related protein Rab-24. Lineage: Eukaryota; Metazoa; Arthropoda; Insecta; Hymenoptera; Formicidae. The record is from RefSeq and is a predicted model, not a curated record. Gene Ontology annotation, molecular function: GTP binding; GTPase activity.
UUGUUUUUUCAACUUCAUAUUUAUUUUCGCUAUUUAAUUUAUAUUAAUUGAUAUGCUAUCUAGGGUCGACAAAUGAUUACAUUAUAUAUCAGAGAUAUUUAACAUAUAUCUUUACAAAAUAUUUAAUUAAGAUAAGAGAUAUUAUUUAUGCGUGAAAAACUAAGUCAACACCUGGGUGUUCACGUGCAUGUAAUCUGAAAUUAGUCACUUCCGACGACGUCAUCGACUCGACAGCAUCCAGCAUCUUUCAGCACUGCUCAGUACAUUCCAAGGCGUCGAUUGAUGGAUGCCUCUAACCUCAUCGUAUACAUGUUACACACGUUGAUAAUUCCAACAUGAAUCGCGUAGAUUUAAAAAUCGUGUUGCUAGGUAAUGCAAUGGUGGGAAAAACGAGUCUUAUGGAACGAUAUGUGCAUGAUUCGUUCAACGGCAAUAGACCUUAUCAAAAUACAAUAGGCACUGUGUUUGCAGCGAAGCAAGUACAAAUAAAUGGAAUAUCUCUUGUUAUGGGAAUAUGGGAUACAGCAGGAAGUGAAAAAUAUGAUGCAAUGACUCGAACAUAUUAUCGUGGCGCAAAGGCUGCUAUAGUAUGUUAUGACAUUACUAAGAUGAGUACAUUCCAAAGAGCGAAACACUGGGUGAGAGAACUCAGAAGUAUUGAAGAAAAUUGUAAAGUAUAUCUAUGCGCUACUAAAGACUUAUGCGACGAAGGUUUUAUAUCAGAUGAUCCAGAUCUGCAGAAUAUUGUAGAAAGGUAUGCAAAGGGUACACAGACCAAAUUUUUUACAACAUCAAGUAAGACAGGAGAAAAUGUAGACGAAUUGUUCAACGAAAUUAUACAAGAUUUCGUCUCCAAUCCAGAAAAUUUGCAACAGGCCGAAGAAGCAAUUGUUCUAAGCAGAGAAUCUGAGAAAAGGUAUUGUUGUACACUGAUUUAACAAGAUCAGUAUUGAUAUUAUAUUCUUGUACGGUUUUUUUAUCAGACAUCUUAUCUGAGAUUAUAUAUAAUGUACUAUGUAAUAAAAUAGAUUUUAAUAUAAUUGUUAAAGAUUGCUGUGAUAUAUUAUUUUGCUCAGUAAUUUUCAAUAGCUUCAAAGUUUGUAUCACAAUAUUGUUAAUUAUAAGCAUAGCUUACAAUCAAUGAGCUUACAAAACUGAAUUAAAUAUUUCAGCAAUUUUAAAAAAAUGUGUGUGCAUAUAAAGUGUUGUAUAAUUAAAGUGUUGCACAAUACAUAGUCGAGAAAUAUUCUUAAAUA